Sphenostylis stenocarpa is the source of this 612-nucleotide messenger RNA. Lineage: Eukaryota; Viridiplantae; Streptophyta; Magnoliopsida; Fabales; Fabaceae. The record is from the annotation of a GenBank genome assembly.
AUGGGGAGCUAUGAAACUGAGCUUAAGGCCACUGAGUUGAGGUUGGGUUUGCCCGGUAGUGAUGAACCUCAGGAGAAACGUUCAUGCAGUGGCUCUGUUGUUAGAAGCAGCAACAAGAGAUCUUCACCAGAAUCCAGUGUGGAAGAGUCCAGGUGCAAAACCAACGUUAACUCUGAUGUUUCUGAUAUCACAACCACAAGUGAUCAUGACCAAGACACUGUCCAACCUGCAAAGGUACAAGUAGUGGGGUGGCCACCAAUUAGAUCUUUUAGGAAGAACAGUCUACAACAGAAGAAGGUGGAGCAGGUUGAUGGAAAUGGAAUGUACGUGAAAGUCAGCAUGGCCGGUGCACCUUACUUGAGGAAGAUAGAUCUCAAGGUUUACAAGAGCUACCCAGAACUCCUCAUGGCCUUGCAAAAUUUGUUCAAGUGCACAUUUGGUGAAUAUUCGGAAAGGGAAGGAUACAACGGAUCUGAAUACGCUCCUACUUAUGAAGACAAGGAUGGUGACUGGAUGCUGGUUGGAGAUGUUCCAUGGAACAUGUUUGUAUCCUCCUGCAAGAGGCUGAGAAUAAUCAAAGGAUCAGAAGCAAAGGGGUUGGGUUGCUUAUGA